This is a messenger RNA of Alosa alosa (allis shad), 2758 nucleotides long. RefSeq names its product zinc finger DHHC-type palmitoyltransferase 16b (gene zdhhc16b). Gene Ontology annotation, biological process: protein palmitoylation. The transcript has 10 exons. Bases 143 to 1267 code for a protein of 374 amino acids. Gene Ontology annotation, molecular function: palmitoyltransferase activity. NCBI's taxonomy places the organism in Eukaryota, Metazoa, Chordata, Actinopteri, Clupeiformes, Clupeidae. Gene Ontology annotation, cellular component: Golgi apparatus. The record is from RefSeq and is a predicted model, not a curated record.
UCAGGGGCAGCUCACAAGGGAUGAAGUCUGUGUGCGGCAACUAGCGAACGGUCGGAGUGUUCUCCUGAUAUCUGAACUACCCGGUGCAAUGUCGUAAACAGUGAAACACUACAGCGGGAACCCAAGAUCUCUUCUGUGUCGGAUGGGAGGUGUGACGCGGAGCUGGCGGUGGCUGGUUGCCCGGGUGAUGCGUGUGCUGCUGCGCUGGACUCGGCUCUGCUGCGGAGUGAGGGGGCGUGGCCAUGUAGCUCACAGGCUCCGCCUGCUGUGGCGUUAUUGGCGGCUGCUGCUGAAGUCGCUCUACUACAACUCGCUCUGCAACUCGGACACGGUGCUGGACGCUGUCUUCGAGCCCAUCUACUGGCUGGUGGACAACCUCACCCGCUGGUUUGGAGUGGUGUUUGUGUGUCUGGUGGUGGCACUGACCAGUUCUGUGGUGCUGAUCGUGUACGCUUGUGUGCUGCCUCUGAUCCUGGAGACGUACGCUCCUCACUGGGUGCUCUGGCACCUCUGCUACGGACACUGGAACCUGCUGAUGGUCACCUUCCACUACUACAAGGCCACCAGCACCUCCCCUGGACAUCCCCCACAGGAGAGGAGAGAUGUACCAACUGUGACCAUGUGUAAGAAGUGCAUCAUCCCAAAGCCAGCACGCACUCACCACUGCAGUAUCUGCAACAGAUGCAUCCUGAAGAUGGAUCACCACUGUCCGUGGCUGAAUAACUGUGUCGGACAUUUCAACCAUCGCCACUUCUUCUGCUUCUGUCUGUACAUGACCAUGGGGUGUGUGUACUGCAGCAUCAGCUCCCUGGACAUGUUUAUAGACGCAUACAAUGCUGUGGAGAGCUCCUACCAGACUCCUGCUCCUCCCUACACCUUCAGUGAGAGACUCCACCACAAGAGCAUCAUCUACCUCUGGGUCCUCACCAGCUCGGUGGCGUUGGCUCUGGGUGGGCUGACGCUGUGGCACUCUGUGAUGACCCUGCGCGGAGAGACGAGUGUGGAGCGCCACAUCAACCGCAAGGAGGCCAAACGCCUCCAACAGCUGGGCAAGGUGUUCAGAAACCCAUACUACUUUGGACGAGUCAACAACUUCAAAAUCCUGUUUGGAGUGGAGAAGAGGAGCCACUGGGUCACCCGUGUCCUGUUGCCCUCCUCCCACCCCCCCCUCGGAGAUGGCCUCAUAUGGGAUGCCCCCAGAGGACUGACCCCAUGGCCAUCUGACCCCCCACCCCCCUCAUGGACACACACCAGCGUCGCCCCCUAGAGGAGCUCUGGAGCACUGCAGCAGGCUGACGCUGAGCACUGGACGCUGCUGGGAGCUGAGCUCGGAUCCAAAAUGGAGCUCGUCGCACUGCAGCAGGACCGGCGCACAAAACCCUCUUUGGGGACAACUGAUGGAUUUCUACUUUCUACUAACGAACAGCGUGUGAUUCAGUGUACGUGUUUUUCGUGUGUGUGUGUUGUAGAUGUGCCGAGUUGUGAGACAUUCUUGGUGCCAAAGACAUCUUGUGCAGCGCUGACGCUGUGCUGAGGGCAGCCGCCAUCUUGGCUCAACUCCCACCUGCGGAACUGCAUCUGGUCAGCACAGGGCCUCCAGUUUCUCUCAACUCCCACCUGCGGAACUGCAUCUGGUCAGCACAGGGCCUCCAUCUCGGCUCAAUCUGCACUGCUCCAUAACAAAGCAACUGAUGGCAGGACGGACUGACCCAGGUUCUGCUCCAAGAUGGACGGGCCAUUUCAGCUUCUUCUCCAAGUCAUCAGUGAACAAACAGCGUCUUGUCCGGUCACCACAGAUCCAAUAUGGAGGGUCUGGAGAUAACGAACUAACUGGGUGUGUUGUUCUCAGCGUGUGUGUGUGUGUGUGUGUGUGCGUGCGUGCGUGCGAGUGAUCAGUGUGUGUCAGUUCUCAGCAGAUGUGUUUGUGUGAUAAAAGCAAAAGCAAAAGCCACCAGCAUCAGUCAAGACUGCUUGCAGAAAACCUCUUAACGAACAUGUGACAUCAGUCUGAAGCUAACCAAUGGAAAGAUUGGUUCUCCUUGAGAGGCGGAGUCAUUGAGGAACAGGGUGGGUGUGGUCUUCUUGACUGACAUUCUUAAGAUGAGCGUACGGAGGGCCAGUUCUCUCACAGUGUUACAUUUAAUUAAAUAUCAAUUAAUCAGAACCACUAAUUAGUCCAACUAGCCUGCCAACGGAACCCGGCCCAGAUCCCAUAGCAACAGUUCAUGCGCAUGGGAACGUCGUCACCAUCGUCACCUCAUGUGGGAAUAAGAGGUGCGUUCAUGCGCAUGGGAACGUCGUCACGUUGUAGUUGGUUUGUAGUCCUUGUGGACUUUGAUAUUCAACCGUUUUAAUGUGAACUUGGGAAUUUGCCGUUUUUAUCACUUGAAAGCUGCAUAUCCUUCUCUCCCAAACGUCUUACACCAUAUUUUAAUCAAAUACAGUUGUUUAUUUCAGAUUAGUGAAUAUGUUUUACCUUUGUUGUGGCAUCCGUGUUGGUUACGAUUGUGACGGCAAAGCACAUGCACACUCGCGUGGGGGAAAACCAGUGUGAUCACGGGGCGGUCCCUCAUACUCCCAAACGGAACCCGUGGGGAUGAUACUGGCACCGUGGACACAGAGGUUGCCAUGACUACAAGACCGAUAGGAGCGAUGCUCCAUCCUGACUGUUUAAAACUAUUUGUAUAAUUUUUUUUUUUUUCUCCUUUAUUUUUGUGAAUGUUUCUGAAAUACACAGUUUAACACAACAGAAAACACA